ACGUGCAACAUGGGCAAACGACCGCGAUCAGGAGUCGCUGCGGACUUGCGUACUGCGCAUGCUUCAGCUAGGGGAACGAAAAUGGCAGCUCACCUGUUAGCGCUUACGGCUGACGGUGGUGUGCCGUUGUUUACCAGAAGUAUUGGAGACUUAAAAACAUUGCCAUUUACACAAAUCGGAACAUUGAAUGCCAUUCACUUGUAUUCAAGACUACGUGGAGGAGAACUUCAAACUGCAGUCACCAUAGGGUCUAAAAUUUUAUGGCGGGUAUUCCAUAAUAGUAUUAUUUUAAUUAUUGCCACAAGUGAAGAUGCUACAAGUGACAGUCAUCUUUUUCACUUACUGGACAAUAUCUUUGCUGCUAUGGUGAUGAUGGUUGGGAUGGACAGUUUACAGAACAUUCGCAAUGUAGAUCACUUAAAGCGAGAACUGAGGAUAUGCUUCUUUCUUGUUGACCACCUUCUUCAACAGCUUGACCAAGACAUGGCAACUGUUAGCGACCUCACAGGAACAGUAGACUGCUUACUGUGUACUGAAAGUCCCACACUACAGAACUACCUCACUACAUUUGUGAAUCUAGCCAACACUGCUUAUGGCUGCUUAAUGGUGAGAGGAAAGGUUGCUGUGGCAACAAAAAAAUGGUGGUCUCUGACAGGUCAAGAGAUGGCACUACUCUCUGCAUUUGUGAAUACUUAUCCAAAGACAACCUCUAGAGAAGUCUCCAUUUACCUCCCAAACAGUUGUCCAAUGGUAUGUAACAGGCUUGUUACUUUGCAACUAACUCAAGGAGUAGAAGUCUGUGUGCUAUGUGGACCAGUGCCUUCUUUAAAUCAGCUUGAAGAAGAUCAUAAUCAUGAGGCAAGAGCUACAGAAGUCUACAUCUGGCUCUGGUACUUCCGCUCAGGUGGAGCAGCCUACAAUAGUAGCGUACUGUACAGAAUUAACUAA
Limulus polyphemus (Atlantic horseshoe crab) is the source of this 948-nucleotide messenger RNA. It is a transcript of the gene fy, whose product is annotated as protein fuzzy homolog. Gene Ontology annotation, biological process: non-motile cilium assembly; vesicle-mediated transport. Bases 10 to 948 code for a protein of 312 amino acids. The record is from RefSeq and is a predicted model, not a curated record. Lineage: Eukaryota; Metazoa; Arthropoda; Merostomata; Xiphosura; Limulidae. The transcript is spliced from 7 exons.